CAAUCUGGAUGGAAGAGCCAGUUUUAAAUUAAGUCCCAGCAGUGCUUUAUCUCGUAAACACAAGUAGAGGGACAAAGAAUUUAUUUAUUCUUCCCAUGUCUCUUUUUUAAACAGGUAUUCUUCUUUCUAGCUAAGCAACAUGAUGGAAAACACGUCGAAAACAAAUAAAAAGGAUAUUCAAGAUGGACCGCCAAAAGAAGUCAAAUUGCCUAUCGGUGAAGCACUUCUCGACUAUCACUGUCAAAUAAAGGAAAAUGCAGUAGAACGAUUCAUGGCUCAAAUAAAGAAAAUUAGAGAAAAGAACCAAAAGUAUCAUGAAAGAAAUAAACGCUUAAAGGAUGAACAGAUUUGGCACAUAAGGAACCUACUGAAGGAACUGAGUGAAGAGAAGUCAGAGGGAUUAGCAGUUGUAACAAGAGAGGAAGUUGAAAAAGCAAUGAAGGAAAAAUGGAAGUUUGUAAGAGACCAGGAACAAAACUUGAAAGAUAUGCACAUCCAAAUAAAUAACGCUGAGAAACUAUUUCUUGAGAAACUCAGUGAGAAAGAAUAUUGGGAGGAGUACAAGAAUGUAGGGAGUGAACAACAUGCUAAACUCAUUACCUCCUUACAGAAUGACAUCAACAGAGUUAAAGAGAAUGCUGAAAAAAUGUCAGAACAGUAUAAAAUCACCCUGGAAGAUGAUAGAAAGAGAAUAAUCAGAGAAACUUUGUUGCAGCUGAACCAAAAGAAGGAAUGGGCCACAGAGAAUGCUAUAAGGUUCAUUGACAAGGGCAGCUAUCGAGAGAUCUGGGAGAAUGACUGGCUCAAAAAAGAGAUCGCAAAUUACAGGAAGGAAGUGGAAGAACUGGAACAUGCUAUUCAUGAGCUGGAAGGAGAAAAUUUGGUGCUUAUUGAUCAGCUGUUCAACUGCAGACUUGUGGAUCUCAAAAUACCCAGGCGACUAUAUCUUGCUCAAGCUGUUGGACAGGAAGUGCCACAUGAAGAAAUGCCUUUGGAGUUGCCAGAAACAUAUAUAGUCAUCCCAGAAAAGUCACAAUUGCAACCUGCAGAAGUAAAAAGUAGAGACUUGUUGAGCUUAUCACUUGGGAGCAGUGCUUUACAUCUUAGUCAUGAGGAUAGCAGCAGAUACGGCCAGCAUCUGAAGACAGAUGAAGAAGAGAGUUCCAGUAUAGAGAUUGGAGCCUCUGACAUGAAAUACUUACUGUAUGAGGAUGAGCGGGAUUUCAAGGAUUAUGUAAACUUGGGCCCCCUGGAAGUGAAGCUCAUGACUGUGGAGAGCAAGAAAAUGCCCAUCCAUUUCCAAGAGAAGGAGACUCCAGUCAAAUUCUAUGAAGAUGUCAGGAGCCGGGAAAGCCACAUCACAUAUAAAAUGAUGAAGUCUUUUCUCUAAGACUGAAAUCUGCAAAGUAAAAACAACUUCUUAUACAUUUCCUUUGGGAACUGAGGUACAUCAGUCACCCAUUUUAUUUACUCUUUGGUCCAUUUUUAAAGCAGUUGUUAUUUCUAAAGGUCAUAAUUACAUUUAAAAUCAAAGAUCUGAGUAUUCAGCUAUUCAUUUACUUGCGUGGCCUGAGUGACAAAAAUGAAAGUACACUUUAUAUUUCCAUAUUCAAGUAUACAGGAGCAUGACAGUGGGCCAAGAUGGUCUCUGAGGUUGCUUACCACUUAAAAAUUUACUGAUCAAUCUAGGAUGCCAAUAUGAAAUAGUUCAAUUAGGAAUUUUCUGAGAAAAUUUAGAGGUUUGCAUAGCACUGACUACACAUCUUUCCCUCUGAGGGUGCUGAAUGAUAGAUAGCCAGUCCACAAUUCAAGUCUACUCUUCUUUAACCUAACACUAUAAUGAAAAUCAAACAUUUUAGAAACAAAUUUGAGGGUGGUAAUUUCUUUUAUAAAAAUAUCCCAUCAAUAGGGAGGUCCAUCUCCCAUCAGCUAUAUCAAGUCUAAACUGCUGAGUCUCUAUUCAAGGUCAUUAUUCCUUCCCUCUUAUUGGUACCACAAGCCAAGGACACUCUGACUGUGCCUGAAUUUGGCAUCAGCUUUCCAUUUUAAAGCUAGUUCUACUUAUAAAGCUUUUUACAAGAAACGCCUUUUUUUUUCUUUUUUUUUGAAACAUCUUUUAAAUAUAAGGCCACAGAUAGAUUGAAAGUAAAUACACCAUGCAAACACUAAC
Physeter macrocephalus (sperm whale) is the source of this 2170-nucleotide messenger RNA. It is a transcript of the gene CCDC83, whose product is annotated as coiled-coil domain containing 83. The coding region runs from base 140 to 1390 and encodes 416 amino acids. The record is from RefSeq and is a predicted model, not a curated record. NCBI's taxonomy places the organism in Eukaryota, Metazoa, Chordata, Mammalia, Artiodactyla, Physeteridae. The transcript has 10 exons.